Mus musculus (house mouse) is the source of this 2437-nucleotide messenger RNA. It is a transcript of the gene Cyp7b1, whose product is annotated as cytochrome P450, family 7, subfamily b, polypeptide 1. Gene Ontology annotation, biological process: monocarboxylic acid metabolic process; steroid metabolic process; bile acid biosynthetic process. Bases 401 to 1924 code for a protein of 507 amino acids. NCBI's taxonomy places the organism in Eukaryota, Metazoa, Chordata, Mammalia, Rodentia, Muridae. The record is from RefSeq and is a predicted model, not a curated record. Gene Ontology annotation, cellular component: endoplasmic reticulum membrane. Gene Ontology annotation, molecular function: oxidoreductase activity, acting on paired donors, with incorporation or reduction of molecular oxygen; oxidoreductase activity, acting on paired donors, with incorporation or reduction of molecular oxygen, reduced flavin or flavoprotein as one donor, and incorporation of one atom of oxygen; 25-hydroxycholesterol 7-alpha-hydroxylase activity. The transcript is spliced from 7 exons.
GUGUAUCUGCUGAGUCAUUACCGCAGCUCCCAUGAGAAGAUACUUUUCGAAUGUCUUCCUUCUCUGCCUGUACAGUGUGCUGUACACUACGGACGUGGACUUGGUGUCAUAGCUUGGUGUUACCUGUGGCUUCUUUCUGUGCUGUGCGUCGGCAGUUAAGACCCUGCCUUCUGCCUCUGGGUUCCUGUCACCGGAGCGGAGCGGAGCGGGAGGCGGUGCGAGGCGGAACGCUUGGGUCAGGGGGAGGCGGGGGGGAGGGGACUCCACUAACUUUGUAGUUCAGCUUUGGGGGCCGCUGUGACAUUCUGCUCUGUGCAGCGGGCAGGCCACAGCCUCUGGUCUAGAAGAGAGGGCACUGUGCAGAAGCCAUCGCUCCCUACAGAGCCGCCAGCUCGUCGGGAUGCAGGGAGCCACGACCCUAGAUGCCGCCUCGCCAGGGCCUCUCGCCCUCCUAGGCCUUCUCUUUGCCGCCACCUUACUGCUCUCGGCCCUGUUCCUCCUUACCCGGCGCACCAGGCGCCCUCGUGAACCACCCUUGAUAAAAGGUUGGCUUCCUUAUCUUGGCAUGGCCCUGAAAUUCUUUAAGGAUCCGUUAACUUUCUUGAAAACUCUUCAAAGGCAACAUGGUGACACUUUCACUGUCUUCCUUGUGGGGAAGUAUAUAACAUUUGUUCUGAACCCUUUCCAGUACCAGUAUGUAACGAAAAACCCAAAACAAUUAAGCUUUCAGAAGUUCAGCAGCCGAUUAUCAGCGAAAGCCUUCUCUGUAAAGAAGCUGCUUACUGAUGACGACCUUAAUGAAGACGUUCACAGAGCCUAUCUACUUCUACAAGGCAAACCUUUGGAUGCUCUUCUGGAAACUAUGAUCCAAGAAGUAAAAGAAUUAUUUGAGUCCCAACUGCUAAAAAUCACAGAUUGGAACACAGAAAGAAUAUUUGCAUUCUGUGGCUCACUGGUAUUUGAGAUCACAUUUGCGACUCUAUAUGGAAAAAUUCUUGCUGGUAACAAGAAACAAAUUAUCAGUGAGCUAAGGGAUGAUUUUUUUAAAUUUGAUGACAUGUUCCCAUACUUAGUAUCUGACAUACCUAUUCAGCUUCUAAGAAAUGAAGAAUCUAUGCAGAAGAAAAUUAUAAAAUGCCUCACAUCAGAAAAAGUAGCUCAGAUGCAAGGACAGUCAAAAAUUGUUCAGGAAAGGCAAGAUCUGCUGAAAAGAUACUAUAGGCAUGACGAUCCUGAAAUAGGAGCACAUCAUCUUGGCUUUCUCUGGGCCUCUCUAGCAAACACCAUUCCAGCUAUGUUCUGGGCAAUGUAUUAUAUUCUUCGGCAUCCUGAAGCUAUGGAAGCCCUGCGUGACGAAAUUGACAGUUUCCUGCAGUCAACAGGUCAAAAGAAAGGACCUGGAAUUUCAGUCCACUUCACCAGAGAACAAUUGGACAGCUUGGUCUGCCUGGAAAGCACUAUUCUUGAGGUUCUGAGGCUGUGCUCAUACUCCAGCAUCAUCCGAGAAGUGCAGGAGGAUAUGAAUCUCAGCUUAGAGAGUAAGAGUUUCUCUCUGCGGAAAGGAGAUUUUGUAGCCCUCUUUCCUCCACUCAUACACAAUGACCCGGAAAUCUUCGAUGCUCCAAAGGAAUUUAGGUUCGAUCGCUUCAUAGAAGAUGGUAAGAAGAAAAGCACGUUUUUCAAAGGAGGGAAGAAGCUGAAGACUUACGUUAUGCCUUUUGGACUCGGAACAAGCAAAUGUCCAGGGAGAUAUUUUGCAGUGAACGAAAUGAAGUUACUGCUGAUUAUGCUUUUAACUUAUUUUGAUUUAGAAAUUAUCGACAGGAAGCCUAUAGGGCUAAAUCACAGUCGGAUGUUUUUAGGUAUUCAGCACCCCGAUUCUGCCGUCUCCUUUAGGUACAAAGCAAAAUCUUGGAGAAGCUGAAAGUGUGGCAGAGAAGCUUUGCAGAGUAAGGCUGCAUGUGCUGAGCUCCGUGAUUUGGUGCACUCCCCCAAAUGCAACCGCUACUCUUGUUUGAAAAUGGCAAAUUUAUAUUUGGUUGAGAUCAAUCCAGUUGGUUUUGGGUCACAAAACCUGUCAUAAAAUAAAGCAGUGUGAUGGUUUAAAAAAUGUCAUGGCAAUCAUUUCAGGAUAAGGUAAAAUAACAUUUUCAAGUUUGUACUUACUAUGAUUUUUAUCAUUUGUAGUGAAUGUGCUUUUCUGUAAUAAAUUUGCUCCAGGGUGAUUUUAUUUAAGUUACUGAAAUCCUCUAAUAUGGUUUUAUGUUCUGCCAGAAAGCUGUGCCUUCAAUGGACAGUCUAACAAUUUCCCGUUUUCCAGAGAAGGGGGACAUUAAAUCCCAUGAAUUACACUGUAUGAAAAUUUUCCCUUCAAGUAUAGUAUCAAUAACGUCUACAUCACCAGGGUACCUUUGCAUUAAAUGAGUUUUGCAAAAUA